Umbelopsis ramanniana AG is the source of this 903-nucleotide messenger RNA. RefSeq lists its product as uncharacterized. Lineage: Eukaryota; Fungi; Mucoromycota; Umbelopsidomycetes; Umbelopsidales; Umbelopsidaceae. The record is from RefSeq and is a predicted model, not a curated record. Bases 100 to 675 code for a protein of 191 amino acids. The transcript is spliced from 5 exons.
GGAAAGGCGCACUGGACGCAACAAGAAGUUUGCUCAAAAGGAUGCAUAUAAUACGAUGAUCACUGUGAAGCAGAGGCAGAUUGUCCGCAUGGGGAUGGCAUGUACUGUGGGCGAACGAUCGGAAGAGACCUUCAUCACCUCUACCGAUGCAACUCCGGCGUCAUCAAAGAUAUGGGAUACUGUCCUAACGGAUGCGAACAGACAGCCGACGGAAUUUCCGAUUACUGUCGGUAUGUCAAUGCAAGUGUUCAAGGUUUCAGUAUCAAUGCUGCUUCACUACAAAAGUUGAAAUCCCAUGUUGGCUUCACUCCAAAUAUGCACCAGCGAUAUGACUAUAUUUGGCAAAUUGGCUAUGGCCAUCUUUGUGAACCGUACGAGGUUUGUCAAGGCGUUCCAGUUCCAGUCAACGAAACCUUUGCUACCACUUUACUGGCUGAAGACUUGAAGGAGGUAUCAACGUGUGUCUGCAAGUUUGCUCAUGGAAAAGGCUUAAACGAUAAUCAAUUUGGUGCCUUGGUGGAUUACGCAUACACUUCAGCGGACGGUUGCCAAGACCUCCAGUCUAAAUCUUUCAGUAACACGACGUCUCCUUCUGGAAUCUUUGAUGACGACUCAUGGGGCCAAGACCUCAGUAAUUUAUGGCAUCUAAAUAGCCAGACUGCUGCUCCCUGUUAAAAAAGCUUCAGCGGUUGAGGCUACUUUCCAGAUCUAUUGCUGUUAUACUGUUACUUCAUUCCACUCACUUCACGUCAUACCCACAUUGCGUAUCAGCAGUCUCAUAGUCCAUAUUUCCUACUCCUAUCCCUCCCUACCUUGGCUUCCCAGUCUAUUCACCACCGCGUCUAUAAUAAAUAUAUCUCAAAAGAGUCCCUCCAUGAAUAUGACCACCACUAUUCCACUCAA